GUUCAAUCACCUGCUCUCUCCCUCGGCUCGACGGACCAAUAGAUAGGAGAUCGCUUGGGGAGACUAUCGCCAAGUUUGGCUGCUGCGCAAGGGCUGCUGUUUUUUUAUCUUCUCCCUCUCUCUCUCUUUGGUGACUUUCUUCUGCAAGGGGCGGGGAGUCCGCGCCGCCUGCAGGAGCGCCCGGCUGCGAUGGAGGAGGCAUUGGAGCAGCCGCGCUGGCUGCUUAGCUCAGCAGGGCAGGAGCCCCCGCUCCAGUUUGUGGACGAGAUGGCGCUGACCGCCAGCAGCGGAGACGGUGAUGCCUUCUACAGCCCAGCCGAAGCCGAGGGCGGCACCAUGGCCCCCUACUACGCCAGCCCGGCGCACGGGCGCUCCGCGGGAGGCUACCGGCACGGCCGCCAGGUCUUCCCACCCCAUUUGCUCAACAGCAUGUCGUGGAUGGAGAGCGGGCAGGCGAUGGGUCACCCGUACUCGGGGGCCUGGCAGGCGAUGGGGGUCUACAGCAAGGCGCCCCUCCCGCUGUACCAGACCCCCUCGGCCCUGUCCUCCCCCCACCCGAGCCAGCACCUCUACGGCUUCCCGGUCACCCAGCUGAAGGAAGACCCCCCCGCCGAGCUCUCCCCAGCGCUGGCCGGCCGAGACGGCAAGGAGAGUCCCAGGCAGCAGGAUGGCCUGAAGGUGGAGCGAGCCAGCCCCCUCAACCCCAGCCUGAUGCCCCUGGGGCAAGAGCCGCAGCUGGGGUUAGCCAACUCCCCCUUCACCUCUGCCUCCUCGCUCUACAACGGCGCCCUGUUCCACUCGCCUGGGGGAUACCACCCCGAGGGAUGCCUCCCCCAGCAGAAGCACAAGAUCCCCCUCUCCCUGACCGAGGCCCGGGAAUGCGUGAACUGCGGGGCGACCACCACCCCUCUGUGGCGACGGGACGGGACCGGCCACUACCUGUGCAACGCUUGUGGCCUCUAUCACAAAAUGAACGGGCAGAACCGGCCGCUCAUCCGGCCCAAGAAACGACUGAUCGUCAGCAAGCGAGCGGGGACACAGUGCGCCAACUGCCACACCAGCACCACUACACUGUGGAGACGCAACAUCAGCGGGGACCCCGUCUGCAACGCCUGCGGCCUGUACUACAAGCUGCACAAUGUGAACCGUCCUUUGGCUAUGAAGAAGGACGGGAUCCAGACCCGCAACAGGAAGGUCUCUAACAAGUCCAAGAAGGCCCGGAAGGUUCCAGAGACGUUCGGCGAGCUGCCCAAGGAUUUCGGCGAGGACAUGCACCCCCUCACCCUGGGCUCCCCUGCCUACCAGAGCCACCUGACCUCGGUCAGCCACGUCAUGCCCUACAGCCACUCGCCCCAGGUGGCCACCCACUCCGUCCUGCACCCGCAGCCCAGCCUGACCUUCGCUGGCGCCAGCACCGUCCCCACCAGCAUGGUGCCCGCGCUCAGCUAAGGCCCCAUCGCCCUGGCGGUGCCUGGUGAGCCUCCCACCAGUUGUCCCCACAUCUCCUCCUCCCUCGGGGUCCGAGGGGCGGCCUCGCUUCCUGGAUCCCGGCCCCGUGUACAUACGUCCUCGCCUCCUUCCUCUCUCUGCCCCUCUCUAUCCCUGUCCCCCUCUCUAUCUUCUCACUCCCUCUCUCCCUCCCCCCCCCCCCCCCCCCCCGGCCAGUGAUGUUCACUCCCACUCCGAGAUGGGGCGACCCUCAAAGGUCAGCGGGAGGUUGUCCACGGACCCCCGCGUUGAGCAUCUUGAUGAGCGCGUGCGAGGUUUGGGUGGGGGGUGGGGAGAGGGAGUUGCCCGGACCCCCCGGGUCCUCGUGGGACCCGGCCACUGACUCCCUGCCCUUCCUGGUCUGAAAUACUUAUCGGAUCAGAUCCAACCUCCUCUAUCCCCGGGAUUUCCCCCAUCGGUACCUUCUCGAAAAGCCUUUCCCGUCUCACUGGGGGUGGACAGUGUCUCUUGAAAGGCUUAACAAGCUCACUCUCCCCACUCACAUCUCCCCCCCGACCGUGUGCGACCUAUAAGCCUCCUCUUGGCCUUCCCCCCCGGGAUUCCCCUGUGCUGUUAGAACACAAAACAACCCUUCAUAAGUCUCAGUGUUAAUCAUCACCCACCCACCCCUGAAGCCCCCUCGAUGCCUCUCGUUAACCCCCCGUCACAACACAUCAUCUCUGCAGAUGUCGCAACCUUGCCCUGUAAUGUCGCUGAAAUGUAUGAACAGGAGGGAGCAGAGGCCACACCCCUUCCAGGUCCCGUAAAACAGCCUUUCUCUCAUCCUGUUACCCAUCCAGUUUCCUAUCCAUACUGCUCUGCUCUCUCUUCUUGUCCCGUGUAGUAUAUUGGCACCUCAAGGUGGUGGUCCGGGUCCUUUCCCCCACCCCCACCUCCCCCCGCCUCCACAGCUAUAUUUUGAUCGCUGUUCCCAAGAUGCUCCCCCCCCCCCCCCCCCCCCCAGUGCUUACCAGAUACUGCUCCACAUGGCCUGGUUUAUCUCCCAGGACUAACUCCAUCCCCAAGGGCCCAGAAACAUAUGGAGCAGGGUUGGGCUCACCUCAGCCUGCCUUCCUUUAUCCCUCGUGUCGCUCCUUCUCUCAUUUUAUUGUCACCCCACCCAUGUCAAAGUCAAGUUUAUUGUCAGAUGCACAGGUCCGUGUGUGCACGGGUGCAAAGAAAAACUUCCCUGCAGCAGCAUCACGGGCACACAGCAUCAGAUAAGCAGCAUUCACAAGAAAAACAUACAUUCAGCAUAAAUUGUACACAAUUUUUACAAGGAAGAACACAACAAAAGAAGUCUAUUGUAGUGUAAAGUGGUCCCAGUGUCGCUGCACUGAGGCAGUGAUCAGGGUCGUGCUGGUCGGUUCAAGAACCGAAUGGUUGAAGGGAAGUAGCUGUUCCUGAACCUGGUGGUGUGGGGACUUCAGGCUUCUGUACCUCCAGCCUCGGGAGGUUCCUGGCUGAUUUGCUUCACGAUAUCUUUCCCUGCAGUUGCGCUGCAGACAGAUCACCGCUGUGUGUUUUUUCAUAAAAAGAUUCUGGUCUUGAUCUCUCUCUCUUCAGCUGUACAAUGAAGACGCCCUUUUUUCCCUGCAUCCAUUUUCCCUGUCCAUGAUGUCGCAGUUGUACAAGGCGUUGGUGAGGCCACAUCUGGAGUAUUGUGUCCAGUUUUGGUCGCCCUGCUGUAGGAAAGAUGCCAGUAAGCUGGAAGGAGCACAGAGGGAGAUUUACGAGGAUGUUGCCGGGACUCGAGGGACUGAGUUAUGGAGAGAGGUCGGGACUUUAUUGAUCGGUGUGUGGAGGUGACCUUACACAGGUGUCUAAAAUCAUGAGGGGCGUAGCCAGGGUGAAUGCGCACACUCUGUUUCCCAGGGUUGGGGAAUCAAGAACUAGAGGGCACAGGUUUAAGGUAAGAGGGGAGGGAUUUCAUAGGAACCUGAGGGGCAACCUCUUCACCCAGAGGGUGGUGAGUACAUGGAACGAGCUGCCAGGGGAAGUGGGUGAGGCAGGUACAUUAACAGCAUUGGACAGGUCCAUGGAUGGGAAAGGUUCAGAGGGAUACGGGGUAAACACGGGCAAGUGGGACCGGCUUAGACAGGAAUCUCGGUCGGCACGGACCAGUUGGGCCAAAGGGCCUGUUUCCAUCCUGUGUGACUCUAUGAUUCAAUCCACCGCGUAUCCGUCAAUAGGCGGAACCCAGGCCAGCUAAACUUUAAGACGCGUCAUCCUUGUACCUUGUGGUGAAUUACGUGUUUAACUCAGGAAACUGGCGCAAUGCGUCCCUGCGUGCACACAGGGAACCUGUCAGCAGCCUCCGCAGCCUCUCUCUCCCACUGCUUCCACCUGAAGACCUCAGUGCUCCUCUCCCAUUGCCCUGAAUCUCUUCCAGUCUCCUGUCAACGUUUGCCCCGACUGCCUGGAUCACACCCCACCUCCCACACCGUGCCAAAGCAGUAGCACAAGUGACGUAUGUGUGUGGGGAGAUCUACAGACCCCCCAACCAGCACCCCCCUCCACUCCCCCACCCCGCCGGCUCUCCCCGAGACUGUGGGAUGCCCCAGGACCCUGACUGCCCCCCCCCAGGGUCUGGUUUACCCAGCCGCAGUGAAACAACCUGGGUUCUGGCCCAACUCCCUGUGACACCAGGGGAACAAACUAACACCCCGCCUUCCCACCCCACCCCCCGAUCCCCACCUCCUCCAAUCCUCAACCCCUCCCCUCCUAUCCCCGCCUCCUCCAAUCCCACCCCCUCCGAUCCCCACCCACCAAACCCUCCUCUCUACCCUCCCAUCCACCCCUCUCCUCCAACCCCCCUCUCCCGCACUCCCCCAGCCCCCUCCCCACUCUCCCUCUCCCCCAACCACCGCCGUUCCCCCUCCUGUCUGCCCCCCCACCCACCACCCCCGGGCUCCUCAGUGGGACCCCCUCCCAUGUCCGACCCCCUCCCUGUAUAUUUAUGUAUUCCAGUGCAGAAUAAAAC
Molecule: messenger RNA, 4471 nt
Organism: Pristis pectinata (smalltooth sawfish)
Lineage: Eukaryota; Metazoa; Chordata; Chondrichthyes; Rhinopristiformes; Pristidae
Product: GATA-binding factor 2-like
Exons: 6
Coding region: 190-1449 (419 amino acids)
Biological process (GO): positive regulation of transcription by RNA polymerase II; negative regulation of transcription by RNA polymerase II; cell fate commitment
Cellular component (GO): nucleus
Molecular function (GO): zinc ion binding; DNA-binding transcription factor activity, RNA polymerase II-specific; RNA polymerase II cis-regulatory region sequence-specific DNA binding
Source: RefSeq, a predicted model, not a curated record